UCUUAAAUUCAGCUACAGUCAUAGGGUGGAUAGCUGUAGGUUGGUACACUCGUUUGGGUGGGGAGAGAUGGUCGAAAGCCAUUAUAGGAGAUAAUCAUAAAUGACUGACCAUUCAGCACCGUCUACGAGUGCAUCGAGGGUAUUUUUGUGGAGUAGCGCUUGUUGUAAAGGUAGCCUAUGACCUUUACGUCAGUAUGUCAAUUCAACCAGUGCCUGCUGAAUGUGUCACCAUCCAAUCAUCUCAAAUACAACCACACUACCUUCACAAGUUGUAGUGGAAUCACCAACAGGACAUUUACACCAACCAAUGACUCCUUAAUAAGUAAAGAGGAAUGGGAAUCUCUGCUCAAAGAGCUACAAUGGUCAUUACCGCCUGUUGUCCCCUUAUCCAUAGAUGAGGCCACAAACCCCACUAAGUGCUCAUUCUCUGUCAACCCCAAUUCAAACUACACAGUUGGAGGGUUUAUAGAUGUGAUUUUGAUAGCUAGAGAUACUAAAAACAGGAUCAAAACCUAUGGAGGGGACUUUUUUCAGGCCAAGCUGUUUAACUCAGAACUUAAGGCCAGUACUUAUGGAGCUGUAACAGACCACUUUAAUGGCACCUACACUGCCCGUCUGGCCCUGCAUUGGCCCGGACCUGCCAAGGUGUCCAUCCGCCUAGUGCACUCUAGCGAGGCCGUGCAGGUACUGUGUAGGCAAAGGGAACAGGACCCAGAUAAGGUCUACUUCCAUGGCUACUUUGAGGAGGGUGGCAAGCAGGAAACGGUAAUGUGCAAUGCCCAGAGAAGUCCUAGGCUGGUGGGGAAUGAGUCACAGUGUUGCUGUGAGUACAGAGAGCCAGUCACUGGGGAGACCUGGUUCUGUCGUCGGCCAUCUUCCCUGCCUUGCCAUGCUUUGACCUACCACAGCAUGGGUGGUUACCAGGCAGUACUCUCCAAGGAGGAGAUGACCCUUCUAAAGAGUUCCACGAACAUUAUUGUACCAGGUGACAAUUCAGCUAUCGAUGUCCAGCAACAGGACACUGAAAUCCGAUCACAAACAAAAUGCCGUCCUGGUUUGCACACCUCAGUACCAGCUGGAUUCUACCUCCAGGAUCACUGGACAUCCCUGGUGUGUUACUCAAAAUCCUUUCCCUCAGCUAAACUGAUAUCUGGAUGCCUGAAGGACAAACAGAUCCUUAUGAUGGGUGACUCCACUCUCCGUCAGUGGUUCGACUACCUGGAGGAAACUGUGCCAACAUUGAAACGCCUGAACCUUCACACAUCAAGCAAAUCGGGCCCCUUUGAGGCAGUCGACACCCAGUCCAACACCCGUAUUAUCUGGCGGGCCCAUGGGAUACCUAUACGGACAAGCAAGACGCCCUGGGCUGACCUUCACUACAUCGCCAGGGAGUUGGAGGAUAUGGCAGGGGGUGCACACUCUGUAGUCGUCUUCACCAUCUGGGCUCAUUUCACCACGUACCCACUGGCUAUGUACGCACACCGUCUGGUCGUCGUCCGUAGGGCUGUGGCAUCGCUCCUAAGACGAUCUCCCACUACUCUGGUAGUGAUCAAGUCAGCUAACACAGGCUACAAGGAUGUGUAUGGCAGCGACUGGCUCUCCUGGCAGCUCGACAUGGCACUCAGGGAAAUAUUCAAGGACUUGCCUCUGGUCCUCAUCGACGUUUGGCAGAUGACCUCCUGCCACUAUUCUCCGGACAACAUUCACCCGCCCUCUGUGGUGAUCCAAAAUGAAGUGGAUCUCUUCUUGUCCUUUGUUUGUCCACAGUGAAAAAUGUUGUAGUCAUGCCUGUAAUAACAUUGUGCCUUACUGUAUACAAAAUGCUGUCUCCGAAAGGAUUCUGCUGUCACGUUCUGACCUUUAUUUCCUUUGUUUUGUAUUUAUUUAGUAUGGUCAGGGCGUGAGUUGGGUGGGUAGUCUAUGUUUGUUUUUCUAUGUUUUGGGGUAUUUCUAUGUUUCGGCCUAGUAUGGUUCUCAAUCAGAGGCAGGUGUCAUUAGUUGUCUCUGAUUGAGAAUCAUACUUAGGUAGCCUGGGUUUCACUGUUUGUGGGUGAUUGUUCCUGUCUUUGUGUUUGCACCAGAUAGGGCUGUUUUGAGUUCUCACGUGUAUUGUUUUCAUUAGUUUAUUCAUGUAUAGUUUUUUCUUCAUUAAACAAACAUGAAUCAUCA
Molecule: messenger RNA, 2169 nt
Organism: Oncorhynchus keta (chum salmon)
Lineage: Eukaryota; Metazoa; Chordata; Actinopteri; Salmoniformes; Salmonidae
Product: NXPE family member 3-like
Exons: 5
Coding region: 178-1770 (530 amino acids)
Source: RefSeq, a predicted model, not a curated record